Messenger RNA from Brassica oleracea var. oleracea, 2461 nucleotides. Its product is annotated as probable zinc transporter protein DDB_G0291141. Gene Ontology annotation, molecular function: zinc ion transmembrane transporter activity. The coding region runs from base 47 to 2371 and encodes 774 amino acids. The record is from RefSeq and is a predicted model, not a curated record. The transcript has a single exon. NCBI's taxonomy places the organism in Eukaryota, Viridiplantae, Streptophyta, Magnoliopsida, Brassicales, Brassicaceae. Gene Ontology annotation, biological process: zinc ion transport; transmembrane transport; intracellular zinc ion homeostasis. Gene Ontology annotation, cellular component: Golgi apparatus; membrane.
CUCUCCCGGCGACUCAGAGCAGUAGAGUCAAACUCCAGCUUCAACAAUGGCGGAUCACCACAAUCAUCACCAACAACAUAGACCGAAUCGUCUUUCAUUGCCUGCCCGAUCAAUCGGAAGAGCUUACCCUUCGUUCCCAUACACUCCAACACCAACCCCUUCCAAAACCCGAACCAGAUCGAUCCAUGGAACCACUAAAUCCUCAAUUUCAUUUCUCCUCCUCAUCCUCUUCUCUUUGCGAUCCCUCUACUCUCUCCUCCCUUUCCUCCGCUCUUCCCCUUCCUUCUCUCUCUUCCCUUUCACCUUCCUCGUCUCCCUCCUCUCUUUCGUCUUCUCUCUCGCUUUCACUCUCUUCUCUCCCUCUAAGAAAGACUCAUUCCUCCGCCACAACCGCACCGUCUUCUCGAUUACGUUAUCUCAAACGAAGCUCAUACUCGCGAAAUCGGGGUUUCUAGCGGUCGUCUUCCUCCUCCGAUUCCAAGCUCUCCGUUACUGCAGCGCCGCUGCUAUGAUCUUGGCCGAGCUCUCCGGCACAGUCUCCGCCAGAGUCUUGUCGGAGUCUAGGAAUCAUCACGGCGGAGCUGGAUCGUCCAAGGUUCGUGGGUUUUGCAUUUUGUUCGCUGGGUUGUUGUUGUUAUCGAUCAGCUGGGAUCGUGUAGACUGCUUCCCUUUCUCUUCGUCAUCUGUAAAGAACUGCUUGAGAAUAUGGCCUAUGCUGCUUCCGUUUCUAUCUGGCUUCUUAGGCUGCUACGAGAAGGUUUCAAUGAACUGGGUCGAGAUCAAGCAGCUUGAUCAGAAACGGGUUCGUUUGAUAACCUUGUUUCUCACCACUGUGUUGCUGUUCCCGCUUGCUCUCUGGAGCUUUGUUGAAAGCGAUGAAGCUGGUGUCUCCUUUGGGAAUCUAGGUUGGCCUUUAGCUAACACUGUUGUGUUCGGAGUACUCUUGAGUGAGAGUUACAACGACGAUAAGUUGAAGAAAGACUCUGAGAGGGAGUUUCUCGUUACGUUUCUUUGCACUAUUGUUUUGGAGCUCUUCUACUUCCCUGAGCUUUCUCUUUGGGGACUGUUGCUGUGUGGUUUCUUGCUUUACGUUGCGGUUAGAGAGUUAGACUCUUCGGAUUAUCAAGAGAUUGGGAUGGAAUCUCCUGAGUCGUUCUCCACCGUGUUUAUGAAGCCUAUCCGCCAUAUUUUGAGUGAGAAGAAGUCUAGAAAGAUUGCGCUUUUUCUUCUGAUCAACACUGCGUAUAUGGUUGUUGAGUUUGUGGCUGGUUUCAUGAGCAAUAGUCUUGGGCUUAUCUCGGACGCUUGUCACAUGUUGUUUGAUUGUGCUGCUUUGGCGAUUGGGUUGUAUGCGUCUUAUAUCUCUCGUCUUCCUGCGAACCAUCAGUUCAACUAUGGCCGUGGGAGAUUUGAGGUUCUUUCUGGUUAUGUCAAUGCGGUGUUUCUCGUUCUUGUUGGAGCUCUCAUUGUGCUUGAGUCGAUUGAGAGGAUCUUGGAUCCUCAGGAGAUUUCUACUAGUAGUCUUUUGGUUGUUUCGGUUGGUGGGCUUCUUGUGAAUGUUGUUGGGUUGAUUUUUUUCCACGAGGAGCAUCAUCAUGCUCAUGGUGGAGGAUCUGGUUGCACACAUUCUCACUCGCACCAGUCUCAUAAACAUGAGGAGCAUCAUGAGCAUGAUCAUCAUCAGCAUCAUUCCCAUAGCCAUAAACAUGAGGAGCAUCAUGAUCAUGAUGAUCAUCAGCAUCAUUCCCAUAAUCACAAAAAUGAGGAGAGUCAUGAAUGCAACCACAACCAUGACCAUCAUCAUCAUUCCCAUAGCCAUACACAUCAGGAGCAUCAUGAAGACAACCACAGCCACGGGAACGACCAUGGCCAUCAUCACCAUUCUGAUCAUAAAUCCGCAAAAGGUGAGAUCAAGGAGCAUCACCACAUUGACCAUAACAUGGAAGGGAUCUUCCUUCAUGUUUUAGCAGACACCAUGGGGAGUGUUGGAGUUGUGGUUUCGACACUCUUGAUCAAAUACAAGGGCUGGUUGGUUGCAGAUCCAGCAAGCUCGAUCUUCAUCUCCAUCCUCAUCAUCGCUUCAGUCAUUCCGUUGCUCAGAAACUCUGCAGGGAUUCUACUGCAGAGAGUCCCCAAGGCUCACGAGCACGACCUGAGAGAAGCAAUGAGGAACAUCCUCAAGACGAAAGGCGUUUGCAGUAUCCAGAGACUACAUGUAUGGAGCUUCACGAACUCAGACGUGGUGGCUACUCUGCAUCUCCUUGUAUCAGAUGACUCGGACAAGACGGAUACUAAGUUGCAAGUCUCACGUUUGUUAGAAGAUGCAGGAGUCAAGGAUUUGACUUUGCAGGUUGAAUUUGUCAACUCAUAACAAUUGAUAUAGUUUUUGAGCGUUGUCACUGAACACACAAACAUCUAAAACUUGUUUCAAUGUUUCAAAAUAAAAUGUUUCAUUGAAGUU